CGCGCCGCCGUGUCGGGAGCCGUCAGGAUGGGCGUCGGACCGCGCUUUCCGCCCUGCGCGCUGCUGGCUUUGGCGCUGCCGUUCGCACUGUCCGCAGAGCUGCUGCUGCCGCACGGCGCCGAUCGCGGGGAUGCGGCGCUGGAGCCCGGCGACGACGCGCGCUCGGCGGCGCUGGAGCUGGGCACGGCGCUGCGCUUCUACGGCGCCGCCGUUCGCUCCCUCUACGUUGCCACAAAUGGGAUUAUUGCAGUGAAUGAACCUAAGAAUGAAGAAAAAUAUCUUGGCCAAUUCCCAGUCAGUUUUGGAGCUAUUGCUCCUUUUAUGGCUGAUCUGGAUACAACAGAUGGACGUGGAAAUGUUUACUACAGAGAAGAUUCCUCCUCAGAUGUCUUACAGCUCGCAUCAGACUAUAUCAAAGGGGGGUUUCCCGAGGCUGCUUUUGAUCCCAGCAGUGUUGUUAUUGUUACCUGGAAGCUCGUGGCUCCAUACCAGGGAUCUGGAGAAGAUCUUUCUUUGGAAGAAAAGAGGAACACAUUCCAGGCUGUUCUAGCCUCUUCUGACUCCAGUUCCUAUGCUAUUUUCCUUUACCCAGAAGAUGGUUUGCAGUUCUAUAGUGCAUACUCAAAGAAUGAUGAUGGAAAGGUUCCUGCAAUGGUUGGCUUUAGUCAGGCCUCCACAAACUACUACUUUUGGGAAAAUCCGGGAUCCUACAAUGUCAUUGCUAAUGAUGAAGACAGCAUUAGAAACUUGCACAAAAGCAGCAAUGCUGGGAGACAAGGUGUCUGGGUGUUCGAGAUUGGUAGCUCAUCUGACACUAUUGUGCCUGCCAAGGUCAGCAGUGUUCUGACAAGCCUAGAGCCCAGUGAAGAAGACCAGGAGUUGACUUCAAAACCAUUCAUGUCAGACUAUGGCUCCACUGAAAUAAGACCGCAGUACGUCACCAGUAGCACGGACAGUACAGAAGAGGACCAGCAUGUUACAUACAGUGUUCCUCAGUUAGCUGUGGAAGACUUUAUAACUUCAUACCAAGAUGUAACAGGAACACCUUCGACUGAAUCUUUUUAUCGUCAUCGAGAAUUCCCAACAGCAAAAGCUCCACCUCGCCAGUUCCCAGCCCAGCAGUUCCCCCCACAGGGACCCCAGGUCAUAGAUGUGGAAGAAUUUGAUGAAACUGGUAUAGUGUUCCGCUACCACACAGACGUCCAACAGACCUGUGCUAACAAUCGCCACCAGUGUUCUGUUCAUGCUAUUUGCAAAGAUUACCCCAACGGAUUUUGUUGCAGUUGUAUUGCUGGAUACAAAGGAAAUGGCAGACAAUGUGUAGCAGAAGGUUCUCCUCAGAGAGUCAAUGGGAAAGUCAAGGGACGAAUCUUUGUAGGAAAUAACCCGGUUCCAGUUACAUUUGAGAACACCGAUCUCCACUCGUAUGUUGUGAUGAACCAUGGACGUGCCUAUACAGCUAUCAGCACAAUCCCAGAAGCUUUGGGUUAUUCUUUACUGCCUCUUGCCUCUAUUGGAGGUGUAAUAGGGUGGAUGUUUGCUGUGGAGCAGCAAGGAUAUAAAAAUGGAUUCAGCAUUACCGGUGGAGAGUUUACACGGCAAACUGAAGUCACUUUUCUUGGCAACAAUGAGAAGCUGAUUAUAAAACAGAAAUUCAGUGGAAUUGAUGAGCAUGGUCACCUUACCAUCAGCACAGAAAUGGAAGGCAGAGUUCCUGAGGUCCCUUCUGGUGCAUCAGUCCAUAUUGAACCUUACACUGAACUCUAUCACGCCUCUAGUUCUGUGAUCACUUCAUCAUCCACCAGAGAGUACACAGUGACAGAGCCUGAAAGGGAUGGGGUUGCUUCCACGUACACUGGUGCCUAUCAGUGGCGACAGACCAUCUCCUUUGAUGAAUGCAUUCAUGAUGACACUCUCCAUGCUGCUCCUGCUACUCAGCAGCUCUCAGUGGACAGUAUAUUUGUUCUGUAUAACAGAGACGAGCAAAUUCUGCGUUAUGCUAUGAGCAAUUCCAUCGGCCCCAUCAGCGAUGGUUCUGCUGAUAUUAGCCGGAAUCCUUGCUACACUGGUACCCAUAACUGUGACACCAAUGCAGUAUGUCGUGCAGGAACUGGGAAUCGUUUCUCCUGUGAAUGUUCGAUUGGGUUCCGUGGAGAUGGAAACGUUUGUUAUGAUAUUGAUGAGUGUUCAGAGCAACCAGGUGUAUGUGGCAGCAACGCAGUUUGCAAUAACCAGCCGGGAACGUACCGAUGUGAGUGUGUUGAUGGAUACCAGUUUGCAGCAGAUGGGCGGACUUGUGUUGCUGUUGAAUACGCCGUAAACCACUGCCAGGCAGGCACCCAUGGCUGCGACAUCCCCCAGCGUGCUCAGUGCGUGUACACUGGUGGGUCUGCCUACAUCUGCACAUGCCUCCCUGGCUUCUCUGGAGAUGGGCGUGCCUGUGAGGAUAUAGAUGAAUGUCAGCAGGGCCGCUGUCAUCCAGAUGCUUUCUGCUACAACACACCUGGAUCCUUCAGCUGCCAGUGUAAGGCAGGUUAUCGUGGGGAUGGUUUCCAGUGUGUGUUAGGAGGAGUGGUAAAGACCAAAUGUCAGCACGAGAAAGAAGUAGCUCUUGGAAGUGGAGGCACUUUCUUCCAAAGAGAAAUAAGAGUUGGUCAGUUCAUUCCCCAGUGUGAUGAACAUGGGAAUUACGUACCCACUCAGUGCCAUGGCAGCACUGGAUAUUGUUGGUGUGUGGAUAGAGAUGGAAAUGAGAUUGAUGGCACCAGAAGUGGCCCGGGAGUUCGACCACCAUGUCUGAGCACAGCUGCUCCUCCUGUUGGUAUUGGGCCCUCUGUUCGACCAGACACAAUACCACUGCCUCCAGGAACACAUUUGCUUUUUGCCCAAAGUGGGAAAAUUGAACACGUUCCAUUGGAGGGAAACAACAUGAAGAAAAAUGGUGCAAAAGCGCUCUUGCAUAUUCCAGACAAAGUUAUUAUUGGAGUUGCUUAUGACUGCAUGGACAAGAUGGUUUACUGGACAGACAUCAGCGGUCCAUCAAUCAGUAGAGCUAGCCUGCAUGGUGGGGAGCCAACGACCAUCAUCAGAACAGACCUGGGAAGCCCUGAAGGGAUAGCUCUAGAUCAUCUAGGUCGCAACAUCUUCUGGACUGACUCUCAACUUGAUAGAAUAGAAGUGGCUAGACUGGAUGGGCGUCAGCGUCGCAUCCUUUUUGACACUGGCCUGGUGAACCCCCGUGCAAUUGUUGUGGACCCUGUGAGAGGAAACCUGUACUGGACUGACUGGAACAGAGAAGCUCCUAAAAUUGAAACUUCAUACAUGGAUGGCACAAACAGAAGAAUUCUUGUGAAGGAUGAUCUGGGAUUGCCAAAUGGGCUGACAUUUGAUCCUUAUUCCUCGAUGUUAUGUUGGGUAGAUGCAGGUACCAAGAGAUUGGAAUGCAUGAACCCUAAUCAGCUUGGUCGACGAAAGAUUGUUGAAGGAAUUCAGUAUCCUUUUGGUGUUACAAGCUAUGGGAAGAAUUUGUACUACACAGACUGGAGAAGGGAUGCUGUUGUAGCUGUGGAUCGCAUGGUUUCAGUAGAAAAUGAUAACUUCCAACCUCACAAGCGCUCCCGUCUCUAUGGAAUCACUACAGCUUUUGCUCAGUGCCCAGGAGGACAUAACUACUGUACAGUGAAUAAUGGUGGUUGUACUCACCUCUGCUUGGCUACCCCAGAAGGCCGCUCUUGCCGCUGCCCUGACAACACAGUUGGAGUGGAUUGUAUAGAAAGAAACUGAGUAUUAAAACAAGCUUUCAAGCAGCAGGCACCUUCUGGGAAUGUGCCAUAAACAAUUCAGAUCUAUCAACACAAUCAGGCCCUAGAGAUAAGUGCUGCAUGCUGUUGACUGCAAGCGAUAAUGUGCAUAUGCAGACACACAGGCAAUGACUGUUUUGUAGCAGUUAGGCAAGACAGAGCCAUCCAGGUUAGGUCCAAUUGCAUCUUAAUCCUUGUA
Phasianus colchicus (ring-necked pheasant) is the source of this 3999-nucleotide messenger RNA. RefSeq names its product nidogen 1 (gene NID1). Lineage: Eukaryota; Metazoa; Chordata; Aves; Galliformes; Phasianidae. Gene Ontology annotation, cellular component: plasma membrane. Gene Ontology annotation, biological process: canonical Wnt signaling pathway; cell-matrix adhesion. The record is from RefSeq and is a predicted model, not a curated record. Gene Ontology annotation, molecular function: calcium ion binding; Wnt receptor activity; Wnt-protein binding.